AUGGGUAAAUCUAAAGGAGGCAAAAAGAAGCAACAGCAGCAGCAGAAGGAGGAGGAGGAAGGGGAUGAAACGGUGGUCAGUGAAGAGCUCUCGGAAGAGGUGAUGGAAGGGGACGACUCGCCAGUAGAGUAUCUUGAGGUUGAUGCUGGCAGCUCACAAGAGGUACCUACAGCCGUAGGGGAGGAGGAGACUAGCGAGGUGAAGUCAGCGGCACCAGUAGUGGAAAAGGA
Messenger RNA from Perkinsus marinus ATCC 50983, 230 nucleotides. RefSeq lists its product as hypothetical. The annotation marks the transcript as partial. The transcript has 2 exons. NCBI's taxonomy places the organism in Eukaryota, Perkinsozoa, Perkinsida, Perkinsidae. The record is from RefSeq and is a predicted model, not a curated record.